CAAUCUUCAGCUGUUUCUUCCUCUUCCUUCAAUUUCUUCUCUUUUUGUCACUCCAAUUUAUUCUUCUUCUUCGCCAAAAUGGAGAAGUUAAGAUGUUGCAGCAGUUUCCUGGAGAACUCCAAACCCUAUUUCGCCAUGAUCUCUCUGCAAUUCGGCUAUGCCGGCAUGAACAUCAUCACUAAAGUUUCAUUAAACCGCGGCAUGUCUCACUACGUUCUUGUGGUGUAUCGGCACGCCUUUGCCACCGCUGUCAUUGCUCCUUUCGCUAUAUUUCUUGAGAGGAAGGCGCAACCGAAGAUAACAUUCCCAGUCUUCAUGCAAAUUUUUGUCCUUGCCCUUCUCGGGCCGGUGAUUGACCAGAACUUCUACUAUGCGGGUUUGAAAUUUACCUCUCCGACUUUUUCAUGUGCCAUGAGUAACAUGCUUCCUGCCAUGACGUUUGUCAUGGCAGUCAUAUUCCGAAUGGAGAAGCUGAAUAUGAAGAAAAUAAGGUGUCAAGCGAAGGUGGUGGGAACUUUUGUGACAGUGGCUGGAGCAAUGUUGAUGACCUUAUACAAAGGACCAAUUGUUGAACUGUUUUGGACCAAAAAUUUUCAUCCCCAUAAAUCUUAUGCCAAUAAUUCCUCGACCGGAAACUCCGACCGAGAAUGGCUCAUCGGUUCAAUUCUUCUCAUCUUCGCCACGCUCGCCUGGGCGUCUCUGUUUGUUUUACAGACGAAAGCAUUGGAGACAUACAAGAACCAUCAGCUCUCGCUCACAACGCUUGUGUGCUUCGUGGGCACUUUGCAAGCGAUUGCGGUGACAUUUGUGAUGGAGCACAAGCCCUCAGUGUGGCAGAUCGGCUGGGACAUGAACCUCCUCGCUGCAGCCUACGCUGGCAUUGUGACAUCAAGCAUUUCGUACUAUGUUCAAGGACUUGUGAUAAAGAAAAGAGGUCCAGUUUUCGCCACGGCUUUCAGCCCGUUGAUGAUGAUCAUCGUCGCCAUCAUGGGUUCGUUCAUCCUCGCGGAGAAUAUUUAUCUUGGAAGUGUGCUUGGUUCAGUGCUGAUAGUAAUAGGCCUCUACUCAGUGCUGUGGGGAAAACACAAAGAAAAGAAAGAAGAAUUAGUGGCCGAAGAGAUUCCGGAUCCCGUAAAGGGAGUACAAGCAAAUGGGAAUGGGCAUUCCGCUUCAAUGAUUGAAGAUAUUGAAGCUAAUGAAGUAGAAUUUCAGAAGGCAGAAGCUAAUGAUAAAAAGCUCAGUUCAUCAGUUGCUAUUAGCAUGCCUGCAGCGAAAAUCCACCAAGAGAAAUAAUUAAGUAUUUGAAUUAAAAUGGAAGAGAAGUAAGGGCUCUUUUUUUUUUUUUUUUUUUUCCUUUUUUGUUAUAUGUUCUCAAAGUUACAUAUAUAAAUAUUGCCCGGGGCUUUGUUUUUCUUGUGUUUUUGUUGUGUUAAAUUUGAUAAUCAUGUAAGGUGAAAACAUUCCAAGGACUUUGUACCAAAGAUGAAAAAAUUUCUCUCUUUUUACGAAAUAUUGUGUAAUCGAUCGACCAAUAUUUGAUUAUCUGAA
Molecule: messenger RNA, 1548 nt
Organism: Pistacia vera
Lineage: Eukaryota; Viridiplantae; Streptophyta; Magnoliopsida; Sapindales; Anacardiaceae
Product: WAT1-related protein At5g07050-like
Exons: 7
Coding region: 79-1293 (404 amino acids)
Cellular component (GO): plasma membrane
Molecular function (GO): transmembrane transporter activity
Source: RefSeq, a predicted model, not a curated record